CAUAGCCAUGCUACGACAGCUCGUGACUGCUUUGACUUAUUACAGGUUGGGCGCUAUGCUCAUCAUGUUAGGCGGCUCCUUUCUCUGUGGUCCAUGUAUUGUAAUGCCGCCAGGGCAUAUAUUCUCUAUAUAUUGUGUUGGCAUCGCGACCACAGAGAAUGGAGUCUGGCCGCCCGCGAAGCACGUGCCAACAGAACGGUCCUUCUCAAACUUUAUGAUACUCUUGACUCCGCUCAUUCGCGAAUCGGAAAGUCCAAGUUGAAUGCACAUUCUCUGUCCACACCCCCUCUUACUUCAUACAAUUCAGUAUUCUACCUCAAUUGAUUCGCCUCUGAACAGCUUUCUGGAGAAUCGAUCUGCUGUACUCAAGAAGAAUUGCUGGGAGCGUAAUCUAUGGGACACGAUGCAACGUUCCACCUCAAAAAUGUCUGCCAAGAAACACCCUUUGAAGCUAUCCGUCUGCCCUUCUCCUCAUAUCUCGCUGCUACAGACCAGAGCCUUGCCGAUCUCUCAAAUCCACACGUGAUUCCUAUUGGUGGUCGCCUCUCUUCACCAGCCACAACUGCUGCACGCCAUGACCGGACGCAAGUCUCGCCCAGUCCGUAUAAAGAAUUCGCUACGUGUGCGCGAGGCAAGACACCGCCAAAGGUCGCUCACAGCCGGAAGUGUCGUGCAGUCGGAGAACAACGAUGAGGGGGAGUCGCUCGGGUUUCAAUCGGUGCGCUCGUCUCGUUGAUGGGUGUAGAAGAGAGGAAAUUGCCGAGCAUCGUCCUAGAAGUCAUUCGCCUCGCGCGUCGAGGCCUUGUUUGCCGAGCGUGAUCGUAUCCUGGAGCACAACAGCGGGAGCGCGCUCAGGAUCUCGCACAUUGACGCAACCCUGGACGAUCUACUUCUUCAAAUACAGCGGGAGAUCCUGGGCAGGAAACUGAGGCUGGAAUUGUUGCAGCGCUCGAACGAGGCUCAGAGGAUCAUAUUGGGUGAUGCCGAUCAGACCAGCGUGACCGAGAGGCACGAGAUCACGCAGUCUGUGGAGAAGAUCAAGGCUGCGGGACUGUACGGGAAAUGGUUGAAGGGCUGCUCGGUGUGAAUACGUACAGGAUAUGGCACGGCAUUGACGGGGACCUCAGGACACGACUAUUCAUUGGAUUCUUCUGUGACACGCUAUUUGAUAGGCGUGCCCUUACAGCGCCUUUUAGCACCUUUUAUGAAAGAGUUUGACUUGGCAGAUCGACCCGCUAUGAUCUCUUUCGAGACAGUCAAUACUGGAUGCUGAUAAUUUCCAAAUUGAGAUCGCAGGAGGUGUUUGUCCAUGUUUACCGUGCGAACAUUGGCUGCCAACAACAGAAUUUCUUGAUGGAUUUCACUGUCUCUUCGCAUGUCGGGCGCCGCGACCCGGGGAUCCACGGCGUCAUUGAAGACACGGGGAAGGAGACCUGACAUCGCACCCCCGAUGAUUAUCUUUAGCGACUGGGUAUGUCAGUACCCGGUGACCGAAACACACUCGUCACAAGAAGAUUCAUCGAUAUCCCAUUCGCGACUCUGGUGCUUCUUUGGUCUCAGAAUUCAUUUGCGGUCUGCAGCGGGCAUGCCCCUCAUUGGGCUUAUGCGCUAGUUCGCACAGUGGAGAUCCACAGCCACCAUUCGGAGACUAUAAAGCCAGGGUAAAAGUUAGUCGCCGACGUAAUCUCAACUCCGGAAGCGGCACCCAGCUCUAUUCUGGUCUCUAUGUCGAUCGAAGCUACUGUUUUCAAAGGAUCUGCGGAUGGUGCCAUUGUUGAGGCGAAAGUCCAGCGCGACCCCCCGAAGGGAACCCAGGUCCUCGUGAAGAUCACACACUCUGGCAUCUGUGGGACCGACGAGCACUUCAAAACAUGCGAUAUGGUCCUUGGCCAUGAGGGAGUCGGGAAGGUUAUAGAGAUCGGGGACUCGGUGACCAAAUUCAAGACUGGGGAUGUCGUUGGAUGGGGGUACAUUCAUAAGACGUGCGGAAAGUGCCAUCAAUGUCUCUUGGGCGACGACCAGUACUGCGAGGACAAAGAGAUGUAUGGCACACACCACUUCGACCAAGGCUCGUUCGGCUCGAAUGCUGUGUGGGACGAGUCAUUCCUGUUUCUUAUCCCCCCGGAAAUCGCGCCAGAACACGCUGCGCCGUUGAUGUGUGGCGGGGCCACCGUGUUCGAAGUCAUCGAAACAUACAACCUCCGCCCGACGGAGCGUGUUGGGGUCGUCGGCGUCGGCGGUCUCGGCCACAUGGCGAUCGAGUUCCUUUCCAAAAUGGGCGCCGCCGUUGUCGUCUUCUCCAGUACAGACAACAAGCGCGAAGAGGCGAUGCGACUGGGCGCGUCGGAAUUCCAUGCGACAAAAGGUCUCUCCAAGUUCGAGGGCGUCAAGCCCUUGGAUCAUCUGCUGAUCACGACAAGCUUUAUACCAGACUGGACUCCCUACAUCCGCAUCAUGCGACCCAGGGGUGGAAUCUUCCCCUUGACUGUGACCGACGGCAAUCUCGUCAUCCCUUCUACACCUGUAUUGACUUGGGGGAUCACGAUCCAAGGGACGGCCGUGGCCAGCCGCACUGUCCACGAAUCCAUGCUCGACUUUGCCGCCCGCAAUCAUAUCAAGCCGAUGGUUGAAUGCUUUCCGAUGACCAAGGCCGGUGUCGAGGAGGGAAUGGCACGUCUUCGAGAGGGGAAGAUGCGUUACCGCGGAGUCCUGGUUGCCCCGUCCGAGUAGAGAGAGGAUGGGCAUCUUAUGCACGUGUUCCAUGAUCAUGUAUUCCUCCAGCAUGUAAAACUAUGUAAACAGUCGAGCGCCAGAAAGACCGAACAAAGGUGACCAGCCGCCGUCUGGCCGCUUCGAACACUGCCAACAUGAUGUAUGGAUCUCGAAGAGCAUAGUCUGGGAGUUAUCAACGCCUUGGUUGAGUUCUGGAAGAAAAAUGCUCACGAAUACCCAGUCCCAGCACGCAUGGCUAGGGACUUUCUUCAUAUUCCCGGUGCAAGUGUUUCCGUCGAAAGAUUGUUCUCUCAGUCAAGACAUGUCUGCUGUGAGAUGCAAACUGACCUAAAAGCAGAGACUAUCAUGCAGGCAAUUUAGUGAAGAUGUGGAUCCGUGAUGGGUAUGUGAAGCCGUAGGUAGCUUGGGUGAAUUGCUACAUAGUACAUACCACAAUCUAAU
Mycena citricolor is the source of this 3174-nucleotide messenger RNA. Lineage: Eukaryota; Fungi; Basidiomycota; Agaricomycetes; Agaricales; Mycenaceae. The record is from the annotation of a GenBank genome assembly.